AUGGAGAAACACACAUCUUCAGAACUUACAACCGGGCGCGACGCACAUUCACAUCCAGGUGGAGAUUCUGAGCAUGUGGCUACCGCCCAUGAUGCCGUCUUCGGCGAAAUCACGGACAAGGGGCCCAACUAUCGCAACGUCGGAUGGCUUGGGACAACUGCCCUCAUGAUGAAGACUCAGAUCGGCCUGGGUGUCCUCUCCAUACCGGCCUCCUUUGAUGUGCUUGGACUAAUUCCUGGCAUGCUUUGCAUGAUUGCUAUCGCAAUAAUCACCACCUGGUCCGAUUACAUCAUAGGUGUCUUCAAGCGUCGGCACCCCGAGGUAUAUUGCAUCGACGAUGCUGGAGCUAAGAUGUUUGGCCGCGUGGGACGCGAGGUUUUGGGUAUCGGAUUCUGUAUCUACUGGAUCUUCGUUGCUGGAUCAGGAAUGAUCGGCAUGUCCAUUGGUCUAAACGCAGUAUCAACCCACGGCGCAUGCACGGCCGUAUUUGUCGUUGUUGCCGCCAUCGUGUGCUUUGCCUGUGCAAGCAUUCGAACCUUGGGGCGUAUCAGCUGGCUUGCCUGGUUUGGGCUGGCUUGUAUAAUGACCGCGAUUCUAGUUGUCACCAUCGCGGUCGGGAUCCAAGACCGGCCGGCAACUGCGCCCCCGCACGGCCCUUGGGCCUCCGACUUCAAGCUCUUUAAAAAGCCUACGUUUACCUCCGCUAUAUCUGCUGUUUCCGCGCUCGUCUUUGCCUACGCUGGGACUCCUGCUUUCUUCAAUAUUGUCUCUGAGAUGCGCGACCCACGCCAAUAUACCCGGUCGCUGCUUGUUUGUCAGUCCGGCGUGACUACGACAUAUACCGCCAUCGGGUGCGUGGUCUACUACUUCUGCGGAUCCUACGUUGCCUCGCCUGCUCUUGGAUCCGCGGGCGUGUUCAUGAAGAAGGUUGCGUACGGGCUGGCUCUUCCGGGGCUGACCGUGACCACGACCCUCUCCAUCCAUCUGCCUGCCAAGUGUGCAUUUGUGCGUAUUUUGAGGGGCUCUAGGCAUCUCACGGCGAACACUCUUGUUCAUUGGGCCGUCUGGCUUGGGUGCACAUUUUGCGCCACCUUGAUUGCCUACCUCGUCGCCAGCGGUAUCCCUGAGUUUGGGGCUCUGGUGUCGCUCGUAGGUGCUCUUCUAGGCACCCUCAUGUCCUUUCAACCCAUGGGCUGCAUGUGGUUAUAUGAUAACUGGGGCAAGCGCCACACACAACAAGAGCGUUCACUGAGGUGGAUUGCGAUGGUGGGCUUCAGCGGCUUCGUGGUUGUUUCUGGGACAUUCCUUAUGGUUGCUGGGACAUAUGGCUCAAUCGUCACCAUCAUCGACAUAUUCAAGUCGUCGGGACACUCAGCUGUAUGGACAUGUAAGGAUAACUCGAAUUCCGUUUGA
Molecule: messenger RNA, 1413 nt
Organism: Purpureocillium lilacinum
Lineage: Eukaryota; Fungi; Ascomycota; Sordariomycetes; Hypocreales; Ophiocordycipitaceae
Source: RefSeq, a predicted model, not a curated record